AUGGGAGCCGGCCGUUCAUAUCCUAGUGAUCUAGAUGUUAAGAACUCCGAAACACAAAGUAGCAAACGAGCCCCAACCACGAAACCUCCCUUUACAUUAGCAGAUAUCAAGAAAGCCAUACCUCCUCAAUGUUUUGAAAGAUCCUUGAUUCGAUCCUUUUCAUAUCUUGUCCAUGACCUCACCGUUGUCUGGAUCUUGUACUACCUCGCCACAACUUAUAUUCCACAACUCCCUCACCCUCUUCCUUACCUUGCAUGGCCGGUUUAUUGGUUCGUUCAAGGUUGUGUGUUCAUCGGAAUUUGGGUUAUUGGUCAUGAAUGUGGUCACCAUGCCUUCAGUGACUAUGUAUGGGUCGACGAUUGUAUAGGGUUUGUUAUACACUCAUGCCUUCUAACGCCUUACUUUUCUUGGAAAAUAAGCCACCGUCGUCACCAUUCUAAUACUGGUUCUUUUGACCGUGACGAAGUAUAUGUCCCAAAGACAAAAUCAAAACUCGGUUCUUCGGCGUUUUACCUCGACAAUCCAAUAGGUCGAACGUUAACCCUUGCUGUCAAACUCAGUCUCGGAUGGUAUAUCUACUUGUCCAUCAAUGCUGCCGGAAGACCUUAUGAUAAAUUCGCAAGCCACUAUGAUCCAAGAAGCCCUAUUUUCUCUGAUAACGAGCGAGUCCUGAUCCUCAUCACUGACAUCGGACUUGUCAGCUUUUCUUGGUUGCUGUAUAAAAUGGCGACAUUUGCAGGGUUCGCUAAUGUUUUUGUGUCUACGGAGGUGCGUUGA
Lactuca saligna is the source of this 777-nucleotide messenger RNA. NCBI's taxonomy places the organism in Eukaryota, Viridiplantae, Streptophyta, Magnoliopsida, Asterales, Asteraceae. The record is from the annotation of a GenBank genome assembly.